Messenger RNA from Medicago truncatula (barrel medic), 1947 nucleotides. RefSeq names its product putative pentatricopeptide repeat-containing protein At1g12700, mitochondrial. The transcript has a single exon. Lineage: Eukaryota; Viridiplantae; Streptophyta; Magnoliopsida; Fabales; Fabaceae. Bases 72 to 1706 code for a protein of 544 amino acids. The record is from RefSeq and is a predicted model, not a curated record. Gene Ontology annotation, molecular function: protein binding.
CACCAACAACAACAGCUUGCGUCUUCUUCUACCGCUUACCAAGCAAGCAAGUGCCGCUCACUCACGCCCAAAUGUCUUCAUGCUGCGCCAGGUUUCGAUCUUCUACCAAUCCCAUUUCUCUUUUUCCCUUCUUAAGAAUAAGAUUAUACUCUCACUCUUCAUUCAAUUCAAAUAAUCUUGAUAAUGUUGUUUCUUCAUUCAAUCAUAUGCUUCAUAUGAAUCCCACUCCAUCGAUUAUUGAAUUUAACAAGAUAUUAGGUUCCCUUGUUAAGUCUAACAACAAUCAUUACCCUACUGCUAUUUCCCUUUUUCAUCAAUUGGAAUUUCAUGGAAUUACACCUGAUAUUGUUACUUUCAAUAUUCUCAUUAAUUGUUACUGCCAUCUUUGGGAAAUGGAUUUUGCCUUUUCUCUAUUCGGGAAGAUUCUCAAGGUUGGGUUUCAGCCGAAUACCAUUACCUUUAAUACUCUUAUCAAUGGUUUGUGUGUUAAUGGUAAGGUCAAGGAGGCUCUGCACUUUCACGAUCAUGUGAUUUCACUUGGAUUCCACUUGGACCAAGUUAGCUAUGGGACCUUGAUCAAUGGCUUGUGUAAAUUGGGAAAAACAACCAAAGCCUUACAAGUGUUGAGAAAGAUUGAUGGGAAAUUGGUUAACACUAAUGUUGUAAUGUAUAGCACAAUCAUUGAUAGUUUGUGUAAAGAGAAAUUGGUGACUGAGGCUUAUGAGUUAUAUUCUCAAAUGAUUGUAAAGAAAGUUUCUCCUGAUGUUGUUACUUUGAGCUCUCUAAUAUAUGGAUUUUGCAUUGUUGGUCAACUGAAAGAAGCAUUUUGUUUGUUCCAUGAAAUGCUAUUGACAAACAUCCACCCAGAUGUUUAUACUUUUAAUAUAUUGGUUGAUGCUCUUUGUAAGGAAGGAAAGAUCAAAGAAGCUAAAAAUGUGAUAGCUGUGAUGAUGAAAGAAGGCGUGGAACCUGAUGCUGUUACAUAUAAUACAUUAAUGGAUGGUUAUUGCCUAGCUAAUGAAGUGAAUAAGGCAAAGAAUGUAUUCAACGUCAUAGGAAAAAGGAGAAUGACACCUAAUGUUUGCAGCUACAAUAUCAUUAUUAAUGGUUUAUGUAAGAUUAAAAUGGUUGAUGAAGCCUUAAAUCUCUUUAAUGACAUGUGUUGCAGAGGAAUUGCUCCUGAUAAGGUAACUUACAGUUCUCUUAUUGAUGCUUUGUGCAAAUCAGGGAGAAUCUCUCAUGCAUGGGAGCUUCUUGAUCAGAUGCAUGAUAGAGGUCAACCUGCCGAUGUGAUCACUUACAAUUCCUUCUUACACGCUUUAUGUAAAAACCAUCAAGUUGACAAGGCAAUUGCAUUGGUCAAGAAAAUUAAAGAUCAGGGCAUUCAACCCAAUAUUAACACAUACAAUAUACUUAUCGAUGGACUAUGCAAAGAAGGAAGACUUGAGAAUGCACAAGUGAUUUUUCAGGAUCUUUUGAUUAAAGGCUAUAAGGUAACACUCUGGACAUAUACUAUUAUGAUCAAUGGUCUUUGUUUAGAGGGCUUAUUUGAUGAAGCUGUGACCCUGCUGUCAAAAAUGGAAGACAAUGGUUGCAUUCCAGAUGCUGUAACUUAUGAAACAAUUAUCCGUGCUCUCUUUAAAAAUGAUGAGAAUGAUAAGGCAGAGAAAAUUCUACGUGAAAUGAUUGCUCGCGGUCUACUUUAAGAGAAAUGUAGCUAUGUUCAUUUUGUGAUGAGAAUGGUGUAGUUUUAGUUGAAAAUCAUGUCACAUUAUUUUCAUUUUGUUAUUAUAAUGAUCGAAAUGGUUGAUUGUUUUGAUUAUUGACUUAGUUAUAUUUUAUUUCCAAUGUGCAGUCAAUUUUCUUCAUAUUGUUGUAUGAUUUUUUUCAUUCAUUGGUCAUUCUGAAGUCCUGAGUUUUAAAUGGUUCAUGCAGUUGACCCCAUUU